AUGCCUAGGGGCAAGAAGCAGGAGAUUCCGAUGUGCCAGCACGUUACCACCGUCCACAAAGCUUUCUGGCGCCUUCCCACCGACCGGACGCGGCCGACGCGACGAGACGACGUCCGCUCUCCCCCACCAGCACGCCAUCGACGCGACAUGUUUCUCUCACAGGUACGGCACGUCGUGCACGCGCAAGGGUUGUGUGUACCGCCACCCGCCCAAGCCGCCGAAGAAGGUCCACGUGCCCAAAACCAGUGAAAUUUGCGUCCACUACGUGAGCGGGUGCUGUUCCUUCGCGGAGAAGUGCCACAUGCGGCACCCCGGCAAGGCGGAAGCCCAAAAGUUCCGCGAGACGUGCGCGUCGAUCGCGUGUCGGUUCGGCGUGGACUGCGCGAACCCGAAUUGUCUCUAUGAUCAUACGGGGAGUGGGAGGACGCGGGAGGCGCCGCUGCCUCCGGCGCCCGCUACUGUAGCACCACAGACUGCGCCGGUCGGUGAUAAGUGGUGGACGGACGCGUCCGUCUUCGGUGAUCGAGAUUGCGAUCCUAUUUCGUUGGAGCCUUUAUCGGAGCUCGAGUACCCCCCGUUCGGCUUGCAAGAGCAGGGUGUGUGGCACUUCUUCGACGGUGCUGUCCUAGCAACAUACUUAGUGUCGACGGCGACGUUCUGCAACCCCAUGACGCGGACGCCUUUGACUAGAGAUGAUUGUAGAGCUUUGGACGAGUAUUUGCUCGAGAACGGCCUCCGGGCUGGCCUCAAGGACGUCCUCGUCACGCACGCCUACGACCUGCUCGAGAUGACGCGCAAGGGCCAGGAUGUUGGUGCGAUGAUUUCUCGUUCUCAAAGAGAAGCUACCACCGUACUCAAUUCGUUGUUCGGGUUCUCGCGCUACGAGCCGCCGCCGGACUCGGCCAAUACCGCAAACUAUGUCGACUCCUACGUGGUCCGAGGCGACACCAACGGCCAAGGCGGCGCGACGCUCGGUGAGGCCGUAGCGCAGGAGGAGCCCGAGCCGACGCAGGUGGCCCCGCCGCCCGCGCCGGCUCUAGACGAGUCGGCGUUUCCUGGGCUGUCGGCCCUCGGCUUGAACCUCGGGAAUACGGCGAACGACCUGAGUUUGAACGGGUUGUCGUUUGCGGACCAGGCCGCGAAGCCUGCAGCUGUCCCUCAGGCGCCUUCUGGCUACCGCGGUCCUUCACUGAAUGGAGGUGCCAAACCUACCUCAGUAAAAGUCCCGCGGGAGAUCUGGGUUCCUUUGAGAAACGCUCGAGUCUUCGAGGUCCAGGACCCCUUGGAAAGGUACCGUAUGGUCGCGGCGAAUCACGAUCGCAGAGACGUGGUCGAUCUGCACUUCCAGUCGUCGCGGACGGCUCCCGUCGUGCUGCAGCACGUGUUAGAUACUGCCAUACGAGCCAACCCGUCGGGCGUCUGGGUCGUUACUGGUUCUGGUCAUCACGCGCCGCGCAACAGUCACCAGCAGAAGAAGGCGUCGCUGUUCAAUUUUGUUGGAGAUUACCUGGCGGCGCAAGGGUACUCCUCGACAAUAGCGAAGGACCACAACGGCUUCGCCGGGGCCUACUUGGUCCAGGGGCCAGCUAGAGGCACGGCCGCGCGGCCCAUUCCGGCGACGUACGCGCCGUACCGGACGGGCGCGCACCGCGUGUCGUCGGCGACCUUCGCGGCCGCACCCCUAGACUGGAGCGCGGGCGGCGUGGCGUCUACUCCAUCACCCUUUUCGUCGUCGUGGGGCGCGACGCCCGCGGCGCCGACGUGGUAG
Messenger RNA from Pelagomonas calceolata, 1768 nucleotides. NCBI's taxonomy places the organism in Eukaryota, Pelagophyceae, Pelagomonadales, Pelagomonadaceae. The record is from the annotation of a GenBank genome assembly.